Xenia sp. Carnegie-2017 is the source of this 2562-nucleotide messenger RNA. RefSeq names its product multifunctional procollagen lysine hydroxylase and glycosyltransferase LH3-like. Gene Ontology annotation, molecular function: iron ion binding; L-ascorbic acid binding; procollagen-lysine 5-dioxygenase activity. Gene Ontology annotation, cellular component: endoplasmic reticulum. NCBI's taxonomy places the organism in Eukaryota, Metazoa, Cnidaria, Anthozoa, Malacalcyonacea, Xeniidae. Gene Ontology annotation, biological process: peptidyl-lysine hydroxylation. The record is from RefSeq and is a predicted model, not a curated record.
AGUACAUGGGAGCACAGUAUGUAUCAUUUCAUACCAUUCAUGUCAAUAGCUUUCUUUCCCUUUCAAGAAUGUUGCGUUCUUUGACGCUUUUCUCUUUGAUUUGCGGUCUUUGUAUUUCAUUAGAAUCAAAAGGUCACGAAGGGUUGCAGUUGAUCGGUAUAACUGUCGCCACGGAUGAAACCGAUGGAUUCAAACGGUUUAUGAGAUCAGCCGAUCUUUUCAACGUUAAAGUAAAGGUUGUGGGAAUGCAUGAAGAAUGGAAAGGUGGAAACAUGGAGCUUUAUCCUGGCGGUGGACAUAAACUAAACUUGUUACGCAAAGAAAUAGAAUCUGAAAAUGAGACUGAUCUUGUUGUGAUGUUUACUGAUAGUUAUGAUGUUGUGUUUACUGCUGGACCUGAUGAGAUACUGAAGAAAUUUCUAUCAUUCAAUGCAAAAGUUGUCAUUUCAGCAGAAGGUUUUCUGUGGCCUGACAAAACCCUAUUGAACAAAUAUCCUGAAGUGAAAGAAGGAAAACGUUUUCUGUGCUCAGGAGCUAUCAUUGGAUAUGCACCUAUGAUUUAUGAGCUUAUGACACAUCACAAAGUUGCAAACACAGACGAUGAUCAGUUGUAUUAUACAAAGCUUUAUCUUGAUGAAACGUUUAGGGCAAAGCUUGAUAUGAAGUUGGAUCAUAAAAGUGAAUUAUUUCAGAAUCUCAAUGGAGCAAAAGAUGAAUCCCAGCUUGUUGCUGAUGAUGACAAAAUUUGGUUUGAAAACACACUUUAUGGUACCAAACCAGUGGUUAUACAUGGCAAUGGACCUUCAAAGUUAUUCUUGAAUUACAUCACUAACUAUAUUCCUAACGGAUGGAAUCCAAAGGAUGGAUGCAUAAGUUGUUCUGAAAAUACGUUCAGCAUGGAUGAAUAUGAGGAAGAAGAGUUUCCAAGCGUCCUGGGCUAUUUUGUGGAAAACCCACUCCCUUUUUACCGAGUUUUUAGAGCGUCUUUUGCCAUGGAUUAUCCAAAGACGAAAAUGGAUUUGCUCAUACAUAACGUUGAACCCUAUCACGAGAAUCAAAUACAGCAUUUUAUCGAUUCUCAUGGAAAAUCUUAUAACUCCGUAAAGUACAUCGCUCCAAGGGAAUAUUAUAGCGAAACAAAGGCUCGAAAUUAUGCCGUAGAUCAUUGCCUGAGAAAGAACUGCCAAUAUCUGUUCGUCAUCGACUCUGAUGCUGUGCUCACGGAGAACAAAACAUUAAGGAUUUUGAUGCAGCAAAAUAGGUCUAUAAUAGCACCUAAACUAUCAAAGCAUGGAAAGCUAUGGUCGAAUUUCUGGGGAGAAAUUGGUUAUGAUGGAUUUUACCAACGAUCGCGGGACUAUGUGGAAAUUGUAAAUAACGAGAAGAGAGGUGUUUGGAACGUCCCAUAUGUUUCGUCAGUGUAUCUAACUCAUAAUAGCGUCUUAAGACAAGUGAAGAAUCCAUAUAGCAGUAGUGCAUUUGAGGCAGAUAUGGCUUUUUGUGCUUCUAUAAGAUCCAAGGGUAUUUUCAUGUACGUGGACAAUCUCGUGCCUUUUGGGCGACUGUUGGACUCGUCCAUAUUUUCGACGACACGAAAACACGGAGACAUGUACGAAAUGUUGAAUAAUCCUCCAGAUUGGGAAAGUAAAUAUUUACACCCAGACUGGCACAAAUUAAGGACGCCGCAGUGGAAAAUGCCCGAGCCGUGUACUGACGUGUUCUGGGUGCCAUUGUUCUCAGAGACUUUCGCUACUCACUUGUGGCAGGAAUGUGAACAUUUUGGUCAGUGGUCAGGAGGAGGACAUAAGGACAAUCGUAUUGCUGGCGGAUAUGAAAAUGUUCCUACCGUUGAUAUUCACAUGAAACAGAUUGGCUUUGAGCCGCAAUGGAUGCAUUUCUUGAAAACGUAUGUCGCUCCAAUUGCCAAUCAUAUCUUCACUGGUUAUUAUUCCGAGGCCAAAGCAUACAUGAACUUUGUCGUGAAAUAUAAUCCAGCUCAACAAUAUUUUCUUCGUCCUCAUCAUGAUUCCUCAACAUACACGAUAAAUGUGGCGUUGAACAGACGAGGUGUUGACUACGAGGGCGGUGGAGCUCGAUUCACACGCUAUGACUGCGCAGUUAAAGAUACCAAGAUUGGCUGGGCUCUUAUGCACCCUGGACGCUUGACGCAUCAACACGAGGGACUACCCACAACCAAUGGCACCCGAUACAUCAUGGUGUCCUUCAUUGAUCCUUGAAUCCUUCGUAAUCUCUCACGAGAUGUAUAGAAAAUGAGCAAAUCAACGAUGGUAUUUUUCGGUUUUUUUCUCCGUGGAAUAAUUUUAAUGAAAAAGUACGCUAUGUUUUAUAUGCCAAGAAAAUUUAUCGCACUGACAAAACCAACGCUGGUUGUCUGUUUUUGGUCACAAAGUGAUUUUGAGAAUCUGUGAAUCAAUAGAAUAACUGAUAACUUCUUCUUUUCAUACCUUUGUAAACUAAAUGUGUUAUAUUUUUGUAUGUGUAGCGUAGCGUGUAGUCGACAAAUAUUUAAAUACAAAUAAAUUUUAUUAUAUGAUCUCGGAA